GAAAGGGACGGGAAAGAGGGAGAAAGGAGGAAGGCGGGGAGGAGGGAAGCCAAGAAGGCGGGAGAAGGGGGAGUGCGGGGGAGAAGGGAGCCGAGGCGGAAGUCGGGGGGCCCCCCUGGGUGGAAGUGACGCUACCCCCGCUGCCCAAAAUGUCGGCGCCCAGAGGGAGGUGUAAGUAAUUAAAGAGGAAAGCCGACUGACUUUCCCGGCCUCCCGGGGCCGCCUCAGGGCUCCAGAACCCCCGCUCCGUACGAGCGAGGUGGACUCGCCCGGCUGCGGGUCUAGCCUGACCUGCCCCCGCCCCGGGCGCCCGGGGCCGCACCUUUUAGGGACAGGGGGGAGGGGCACAAAAGGCUGGCUCUCUGGGCCUGGGUCCUCGAGCGGACCGGGUGGGGGGGCCAACCCCGCGGGCAUCAAGGUGGGGAGGAGGCGGGGCUUAAUGAUGGCUGGGGCGGAGCAACUGCUGGGAGGAGCCUUGGUGGGCGUGGUUUGGAGUGGAAAUGGGCGGGACUGUGGCGGAAAGUGGGAGGGGUUUAGGUAAAGGGGAGAGGUUUGACAAAGGGGCGUGGCUCAGUGAGACUAGUAGGAGGGCCCUAAGUUGAAGGAUCCUAAUUUGGGCUAAGUGUGGUAAUGGGGUUCUGUGUGGAGGUGCGAGGAGCUUAGAGAAGAGGGGUUUGUCUAGGGAUGUGUCUUUCAGAAAGUGGUGGGCAUAGUGAGGGGCAUAGGGUUUAAGCGUGUAAUUUGGGGCAUCUUAGUGAAAGUGGCAAGCCUUUACAGUGAAGGUGAAAUGAAUUAGGAUGGGGAGAUGCUCAGAGGGGAAGGGCUGAGAAAGCGAGAUAUGUUGAGUGGAGGGAGUCUUUGAAAGUUUGGGGCUUACUUAAAGGCUGAGUUUAAAGGAAAAAUUGAGUGGGGUUUAGGAGGCGGAUCUUGGUAGGGAAAAGAUGGUGGGACUUCAAGAAGAAACUCGAACUAACUUAGCACAUAGUUGUAAUCAAUACAGCUUACCUGUUGAGUCUUUGCUGUGAGCAGGCUUUAAAAAGCACGCAGCACACAUGGCCACGAUUCUCCUCAGUCCUCAUCACCACUCCCUGAGGUAUUAUCCCUACUUUGCAGAUGUAAAGAGAAUCAGUUGAUUUUAUCCGAGAUUCCAGGACUAGUUCUGGUCGCCCUGGAAGGUUGACUCAAGUGUCUAUAGCCCCAAAUCUUUGUCCUCUCAUUGGCUAAAAAUGUGAAUCUUCAUCUGAAGGUGACUCUCAUCUUCAAAGAGUGGGAGUGACUUUUGGAGGGAAGGGGCUUGUCAAGAGCCUUCAGGAACAACGCAGAAACUUUGGGAAGAGGAGGCGGGACCUGAACGCGAGCGGACGGGCCUUAACCACAGUGGGUGGGGCUUAGAGUGAAGCAGGGAGUCCAUUCGCAAAGGGUGGGGGAGGCUGAAAACAGUGGCACAGAAGCGAUUUGGAAGUGAUUAGGAAGACUGGCAGAUGAAUGGGGGGAGCGGUUGUAGGAUAGUGGGAGGGGCUUAAAGAGCAGUGGAUGUGGCUUGGGUGGAUGGGCACGGCUUAGCAGGUACUGGGCGGGGCUCCCAGGGACAGGUGGCGGAUCUGUGAGUCCAAGGAGCCCGAUAGGGGAGACUAAUGAGGGGGUGACUCCCUCACCCCACCCUCCAUGUCUCCCCGCUCCAGAGAGACCCCCACCCGCCACUGCCCUUGCGCCAGGCCACCAUGGAUGACGCCCCGCUGCCAGCGCCCCCGGUCCCUGCCCCCGCCCCGGCUCCGGCUCCACCCGCUGCUGCUCCCCGCGUCCCGUUUCACUGCAGUGAGUGUGGCAAGAGCUUCCGCUACCGCUCGGACCUGCGGCGCCACUUCGCUCGGCACACUGCGCUCAAACCCCACGCGUGUCCGCGCUGCGGCAAGGGCUUCAAGCACAGCUUCAACCUGGCCAACCACCUGCGCUCACACACUGGUGAGCGGCCCUACCGCUGCUCUGCCUGCCCCAAGGGGUUCCGAGACUCCACCGGCCUGCUGCACCACCAGGUUGUCCACACUGGUGAGAAGCCCUACUGCUGCCUAGUCUGCGAGCUCCGCUUCUCCUCCCGCUCCAGCCUGGGCCGCCACCUCAAGCGCCAGCACCGCGGGGUGCUUCCGUCACCCCUGCAGCCUGGCCAAGGCCUGCCCACCCUGAGCGCUCCCUGCUCUGUCUGCUGCAACGUGGGCCCCUGCUCGGUGUGCGGGGGCGCGGGGGCCGGCGGCGGAGAGGGCCCAGAAGGGGUAGGGGCGGCCGCGGGGAGCUGGGGGCUAGCAGAGGCCGCGGCCGCCGCCGCGGCCUCCCUGCCCCCGUUUGCGUGCGGCGCCUGUGCGCGGCGCUUUGACCAGGGCCGCGAGCUGGCGGCCCACUGGGCGGCGCACACCGACGUGAAGCCCUUCAAGUGCCCGCGCUGCGAGCGCGACUUCAACGCCCCCGCCCUCCUGGAGCGGCACAAGCUGACGCACGACCUGCAGGGUCCCGGCGCGCCCCCCGCGCAGGCCUGGGCCUCGGGAGCGGGUGCAGGGUCCGAGACGACCGGCGAGCGCGGCGCUGCGGAGGCGGGCGACGCUCGGCCGGCCUGGGACGGCGAGCUGCUCCCGGGCCGCGCCGGGGGUGGCGUGCCCGAGCUGGGGGCGCUGCUCCCCGAGGGCGGCGGGGAGGCCCCUGCGCCCGCGGCCGCGGCCGAGCCGUCGGAAGACACCCUGUACCAGUGCGACUGCGGGACUUUCUUCGCGUCGGCCGCGGCGCUGGCCAGCCACCUGGAGGCGCACUCGGGCCCGGCAACCUAUGGCUGCGGCCACUGCGGGGCCCUGUACGCGGCCCUGGCGGCCCUGGAGGAGCACCGGCGCGCCAGCCACGGCGAGGGAGGCGGUGCGGAGGCGACGGCGCCGGCCCCAGGCGGGGAGCCCGCGUCUGGAGAGCCUGCGUCCGGCUCGGGCCGCAGCAAGAAGAUCUUCGGCUGCUCCGAGUGCGAGAAGCUGUUCCGCUCGCCGCGAGACCUGGAGCGGCACGUGCUGGUGCACACGGGCGAGAAGCCGUUUCCGUGCCUGGAGUGCGGCAAGUUCUUCCGCCACGAGUGCUACCUCAAGCGCCACCGGCUGCUGCAUGGCACCGAGCGGCCCUUCCCCUGCCACAUCUGCGGCAAGGGCUUCAUCACGCUCAGCAACCUCUCCAGGCACCUGAAGCUGCACCGGGGCAUGGACUGAUGUGGCCAGGCCAGGCACCCUUCCACCAGACCACCCCUUCUGGGGGCUGGGCUCAGGGCCCGGGCCAGGGGACCUCGGGACUACGAGGGAGGCCCAGGCCCUCCAAAUCCAGAGGCCACCUACAAAGACCUACAUGGGCCCCUGAGCUGGGAAACAGCAAAUAAAUGGAGAGACCCCUCAGCUCGAGGAUCCCAGAUCUGUGGAGAGACUCCUGAACUCGAGGCCCCUGGAGUGCGUGCUAGGCACCCCCAAAUCAAUAGGCCCCUAAGCUCCGGGGACCUAGGAAUGAGAAAUGGGUGUCCACACGUACUUCUCAUAUUAAGGGCCCUAAUAAGAAAGAUGGGCACCCCCUCCCCCAAGGGAAGACUGCCCCUCUCCCUAAGAGCCAUCAUUCCAACAACCUUGAUCUGGAGAAUGUGGGGGAACCGUGUCCCUGGAUUUCUCUGGAACCCCUCCAAAUGCUACCCACCAGAGUCACUCACUGGUGCCCCCAGAUGACAGAUACAGCCAGAAUCUGCCUUUCCCCCCACAUCGUUCUCUAUGCUGAAAGAGGACCAGGGUAGUUGCCCCCUGCCCUCAACCCCCCUCCCCAAUUAGGUCUCCCUCCCGUUCUGCGUAAUGGAUCGACCCUAAAGAUCUUCCCCACCCUCCAAAACUAGAAUAGGCUGGUUCAAAAUUCCCCCGCCCAGUAGGAUGGACUGAUCCAGAAACACGUAGCCCCCCUCCUCCACUGGAGUGGGCUGGCCCAGGCCUGCACCUCACCCUCCUUAGAGUGAAUACCACAGACACUCCUUCCUUCCUGUAGCGUGUGGGCUGGUCCACAUCACUCCCCAUCCUGUGAACUCGUGAAUGGGAAGUGGUGGAUAUUGGGGUAUCCCUCCCGCUCUUCUGUAGCGCCUGUUGGUCUUUCUCUCCAUCUCUGUCAGUUUGUCUCUGUGUUCCUCCCAACCCCAAGGGGAAGGGGAUUUGGUUAGGGGGGCUCGCCCUGUGAGCCUCGACCUCGCUCCCUUGUCCCACUCCCCAACGUCUCCUGGACCCCAAUAAACCUCUUCCUGUCAUUCA
Camelus dromedarius (Arabian camel) is the source of this 4292-nucleotide messenger RNA. RefSeq names its product FLT3 interacting zinc finger 1 (gene FIZ1). Lineage: Eukaryota; Metazoa; Chordata; Mammalia; Artiodactyla; Camelidae. The record is from RefSeq and is a predicted model, not a curated record. The coding region runs from base 1722 to 3230 and encodes 502 amino acids. The transcript is spliced from 2 exons.